This is a messenger RNA of Magnusiomyces paraingens, 5028 nucleotides long. RefSeq lists its product as uncharacterized. The record is from RefSeq and is a predicted model, not a curated record. Gene Ontology annotation, biological process: regulation of DNA-templated transcription; DNA-templated transcription. Gene Ontology annotation, molecular function: zinc ion binding; DNA binding; DNA-binding transcription factor activity, RNA polymerase II-specific. Bases 1 to 5028 code for a protein of 1675 amino acids. Lineage: Eukaryota; Fungi; Ascomycota; Dipodascomycetes; Dipodascales; Dipodascaceae. The transcript has a single exon.
AUGCCUCCUCCGCCGCAACCUGCGCCGUCAUUAACGCGCCAAAAACUGUCCUCUUCACCAGCCUUGGAUCACCAUCACCACCAUGAUACUCUUCCCUCCAGCUCUGCUCAAACUGCUUCCUCAGCUGCUUCCUUUACCCCAGUCAUAUCAAACCCUAAACGAAAACGCCGAUUAGUUCCAGACUCGGAGCGAAAACGUAUUGCCGUCAGCUGUGACCGAUGUCGUACCCGCAAGCUCAAAUGUCAGAUACCUGCUCUUUCCACAGAUAAUAAUGCAACCGAUAAUUCAACAAAUGGAUGCUCUUCUUUUUCUACUGAGUCAGCUUGUGCUCAGUGUCUAAAGGCUGGUGUACCAUGUACUCGUACCAUGCCUCGUAAACAACGCGUCUACGGUUCUGUUGACUCGUUAUCGUCCCAUUACCAGACCCUUAUCCAUCUGCUUUCUCAUCUUUACCCAGAUCACGAUAUCAAAACUCUGGAAGGCCUCAAAUCUUUGGCUGCAAAACUGCAAAUUUCUUUACCAGACUACUUUGAUCCAGAUGCUGUCUCUCAAUCCUCCUUCUUGGCACCCCCAAUGACGGUUUCAACUGCCAAACUGGAAAAGGCUUCAUCAAAUGAACAUACAGAGUCUCUAACCGAACUGAAAAUUGAAGAUACUAAUGACACUGAGAUACCAAAACCCAAACAGCAGCAAUUGCAACAGCAACUGCAACAACAACAAAAACAACAGCAACAGCAACUUUCUCUUUCAACAUAUAAUCCUUUUUAUAAACAUUCAUCCUCUUCUCUAUUUACACCACCUCCCUCUCAGGUCUCGCCCUCGGUGGGCCCAAACCUCCAUCUCAACCCUACAGAGCUCGGCUGUGAGCGCAUCAUCUACGACCGCUCAGGAUUACCCCACUAUGUCGGAGCUAUCGGGUCCAUGGCCUUUUUCGAUGGAGUCUGCAAAAUUAUUCGAAGAUCAAAAAUGUUUUCUGGAUUUCCAUAUACCGGUGAUGAAUCCAUGGCUCCAUUUCAAUCAUCCUCUUCUUUUUCCUCUUCUUCUUCUUCUUCUUCUUCUUCUUCUCCAUCUUCAUCAUCAACCCCCAUCAAAAAUCAUCAAUUCAACGGAUCCACCCCAAACCAGCAGCUGGUCUCGCUAAAUGUGUUCCCUAACAAUAAAAAUAACUCUCAAGAACCUCAUCAUCUUACUACUUACUAUGGUAAACCAGCAUCAUCUUCAAACCAUUCCCCAAAAGACAUUUACUUCUGUACAAUCUCGUCCGCAACUUUUGCCCCAGUUCUCCAGUUUGGCAAUCACGGACCAACACCAGACCUCCCAGAACGUCUGGUCCACAUUUCAAACAAACCGCUUGCUUCCCAUGUAAACCUUAAUAUUAACCCAACUGUCAGAAAGCAACUACCCCAGCCAUCAUUGCCCUCUCAUAUUUCCUCCUCAUCAUUCCCAUCUGCCUCUCUGCCCAGCUCAACCUCCAUACCUCCUGCUUCUCAUCCACCAGCAGCUACAUCUACAAGUACCAAUGGAUUUGCUUUAAAUAAUACAACUAUGCCUCAAGGUGCUACCAUGGGCAACAAUACCCAAACCACAAACUCCUCAGCCAAACUUCAAGUUCAAGAUACUGUGUGGGACCUCGAACACAAUGGUCCGUUGCUUUCUCGUGAAGAGGCUGACAAACUAGUCAAUUCUUACUUUGAGCAUGUCCAUCCCAUCUAUACUCUUUUCAGUUUGAAGGCCUUCCGCAAACAAUACUCAGCGUGCUGGGACUCUAUUUCAUCAUCAAGAAAUACAAAAAUCUCAGUUGAUGAACUCGAUCUGACCCUUGACUGGAGGUGUGUCCUUUACAUGGUUUUUGUCAUGGGUGCACGAGCCCUUAUUCACGAUGAAAAAUCAUAUGCCCAUUACUCUACUUUUGCAAAGUACUCUGCCUUUCUUCAAAAAUCUCUCUUCUUGCUUAUUGCUACGCCUUCUAUUCAUACCAUCCAAGCUCUCAUUCUCUUCACAAUUUAUCUUUACAGCAUUAAUGAACGUAAUAUUGCGUGGCUCAUCACUGGCAUUGCCUGUCGCCUUUCCAUCGCUAUGGGUCUCCAUAGAGAAUCCACCACAAAAACUUAUGAUCGCAAUGAGAUCCAAGUUCGCAAGCUGGUCUGGUGGGCACUCUACUCUCUUGAGCUUCAUCUUUCUGCAAACUUGGGCCGGCCCAGUACCAUGCGAGAUGAAGAAAUCGACAUCUCUAUUCCAGAUCCGGAUCCAGAACUCGACCUUUACUAUCCUCCUGGAGGCUUUAAAGAAACCAUUCGUAUGGUCCAGCUUCUUAAUAUGACCAUUCAUCAACAGGCAAUCAAUAUUAGUACAAGUAGUGGCAUGUCUUACAAUGCUCAAUUGCUGCUCCAUGAAAAUAUGGAAAAAAGUAUUGCUCUGUGUCGACGUAUUAAGGACUCACUCGGCAGACUUCCUAAACACCUACGCGAACUUCAGUCAAAUGAAACCGACCUUCAUGUGCGCUCCAUUAUGAAUAUCCACAUGAACUGUCAUUACUGCAUUAGCAUUGUUGCUAGACCUUACAUUCUCUAUCUUAUUGGAUCGGACCCUUCCACAUUAACUAUCCAGCAACGUACUGACCUCAUUCUGUUGCUCAAUAUUGGCUGUGCCGCAACAACCGCCAUUGCAUCUAUUCUCAACACUCUCAACAAGCGGAAACUUGUUUCAGGGGUGGCUUACUAUGACGUUUAUCAUGGCUACUGUGCCAUCAUGGUUCUAUCCUUGGCCUCUCUUAUCAUUGCAUCCAACAAAUUCACUGCCAAGGAGCUUGCCUAUGACUUGCCCACUAUUUACAAUGCACUCAACACCAUUGUUACCAUCAUGGACAGUCUCUAUUUGGACGGCACGUCUUUGCGUCUUGCCAAAGUUUCUGCUUACAUUCUUCGCGAUCUUGGCAUUGAUUACAAGUCCAUGAACAGAAGAAAGUCUCAAGUUGCUGAGCCUGAAGAAAAACAGCAGCAAUCCGCAGAAACUGUGCCCUCGUUUGAGCCAAUUCCAGUGAGCCGAGUUGACGUUGUGGAAACUGGCCUUCCGGAAACAAACAUCAGCGUGCCUUCUUUGCCUGUUGCAUCCCCUGCACUGCCAACAAUGCCCACCGCAGCUUCGGACCAACUCCCCGUCGCAGAGUCUCUAGGACCAAUCAACUCGCUUUUCCCAGGAAUGGAUUCUCAGAAUGUUGCGGAAGCUGGUGCUGGUUCAGGUGUUUCAAACGACGCUGCAGUUGCAGUAGUAGCUGCUGCUGCCAAUGCAGCCCCUCCAGAUAGCUCUUUAUUUGACUUCCACUCUUUCUUCACGGCGGACGAUUACGAGCGCAUGUUUUCUUCGCGCGACAGCUUGAAGAACAACAAACCUGAAAGCUCGGCUACUAGUGCGAAUAAUGCAUCUGUGGCUAUGCCAUCUGCAUUCGCAGACACUGCAGACAUGUUAGCCUCGGCUUCUACACUUAUGCCGUCGCCAAUCCCUAGCAACUCUUCAGUGUCUCCGCCCAUGUCGUCGUCCUCACCAAACAUUGCGUACCUCGGUUCUAACGCCUUCACAUCCAACUCAACGUCAUCGCCAUUAUCGCUUGAUCAGCCAGAGUUAUUUGACGGUAAUUUGUUUACAGCUCAGCAACAGUCUCAGCUAUUGCAACAGCAACAGCAACAGCAACAGCAACAGCAACAGCAACAGCAACAGCAACAGCAACAGCAACAGCAACAGCAACAGCAACAGCAGCAGCAACAACAACAACAACAACAACAACAACAACAACAACAACAACAACAACAACAACCUCAGCAACAACACCCACAGAAUGUUCAAACUAGACGCAAAAAACAGCGCAAAAGUUAUUACCAACCUAAUUCUGCAUCGUUUUUAGAACAAGAAGGUGGUACUCCAGCUACUAAUACACCGUUAAAUAACCUUGCAGCACAGGCACCAAAUGCAACACUUACCCCUGACACCUCAACGGCUGAGGCUCUUACAGAACCAGGAAACUCCACACUCGACGCAGGCUUUGUUGAAGCCCUUAACACAUUUAGUUGUACCAUCGAGUCUUUUGUCAACCCCUCACGGUAUACAACCUCAUUCAAGAUUGGCGGCAAAACUGCCAAUGAUGGUUUAAGGAAACAAGUCGGAGUACCUACCGCUCCUGCUGACGUGGUUGCGGCUGCUCUCCCCUUUGAUGAGUCCGAUGUGUUCCCGCGUCAACCCCACCAGCAAAUUCUUGACGCCGAAGACGACGUUGUCGACGUUUCGACCAUAGGCCAAUCCGCACCAGCUUCUUCUUCUUCCGUUUCGGAAAAUGUUGGCCAAGAUUCUCCAGGCCAGGUUACCGAGUCAGGUCUGUCCACACGCCAAAACCAUCAGUUUGCUCAACCACCAUCCCCGUCGCCUCUUAUUUCUCACCUCCAGGCCCGCCUCGGCCUCCAGCAGCCUUACCAAUGGAUUUCCGGCGCAAACUUACUGGAGCCGUUCUACGAUAUGGAUGGUACAAGCAGCAGUGCUCGUGCUGCUGCAAAUGGAGCAAACGGACCUACUACUGCUACUGCCACUACUACAUCUGCAUCCAACGUUGCUUUGACUGCAACAGCAAACGGUAGCAAUCCACAGAUGCUGCCCACACAACAAGUCAUGCUGGGCUCAUACGAUUUCGCACUUCAGUCUACACCCAACGCGAUGGCCUCUGGUAUUGUAAAUGUGAGUGGUGGUGCGCCACAAUCCAUGGAUACGUUACCACUUUAUGGCCAAAAACAGGGUGUGGAUUCAAACACCACCAGCAAUCUCUCUGCAACAACGACAGCAGGGCUCUACGGUCUUGAUGGCGUGGUUUGUGAUGGUACUGAAGGAAUGGAAAACAACAACAACAACAACAACGGGACUGGGUCAUCCAACACAAUGUUUGCGCAUAACGGAGGCGUGGGCGUUAUUUCUAGCAUUUCUUCAUGGGCAGGAGCCCCUGAUCAUGGCAAAAAUCUCAUCAAUUAUGUGCGCCAGAAACUCAAGUAA